Messenger RNA from Schizosaccharomyces japonicus yFS275, 1367 nucleotides. Its product is annotated as histone lysine methyltransferase Set5. The record is from RefSeq and is a predicted model, not a curated record. Gene Ontology annotation, biological process: chromatin remodeling. Lineage: Eukaryota; Fungi; Ascomycota; Schizosaccharomycetes; Schizosaccharomycetales; Schizosaccharomycetaceae. Bases 269 to 1213 code for a protein of 314 amino acids. The transcript has a single exon. Gene Ontology annotation, molecular function: protein-lysine N-methyltransferase activity; histone methyltransferase activity.
CCAAGGUAGAAAAUGCGUUUCUAAAUAGUAGCUGUCAGUAAGGCAGCAACGAGGAUUCUUUUGCAGGAUUAUUAGGGUUGGUUUGUCUUGGGUUUUAUGGUGUUUGGUUCUUCGUUGUUGACUGCGCAUUAAUCGCUGCAAUUAACUUAAAAAAAUAGAAAAUAGAAAACAUUUGGUUCGAAUCCAUAAGUGAUUCUUAUCUAAACAUUUCUUUGCGGUAUUCACUUUUGACUGGAUUUACUAUCAACUUUCUCUUUUCGCUGUCGCCAUGUGCAUUCUUCAAUCAGACCUUUUUUAUGUCUCUCCUGUCGAGGGGAAGGGAAUGGGGAUGAUAGCAGCCAAGAAUAUUCCUAAAGGUACACGGUUGUUUGUUGAGCAACCAUUGUUUAAGGCACCAAAUGAUGCCACGAUCAUUGAAAAUUCUGUUAAAGAAAAAACCCAGGAGGAACAAGCUGCAUUCCAUGACCUCUUCAAUGCCCAUGUCGAGUCCAUGGGUCCGUACCUGGGCCCGUUUUAUUCCAACGCACUCACGGUUAACGAUAACCAAGGCGGUCUGUUUUUGUUGGGUUCGCGCAUGAAUCAUGAUUGCAGUCCUAAUGUAAAGCAUACAUGGAAUGAUACACUCGAUGGAGUAACUGUCCAUGCGGUUCGCGAUAUACAGAAAGGCGAAGAAAUUUUGACUACUUAUAUCGAUCUGCAAAAACCAAAAGGAGAACGCCGUAAGCUACUUCAAGCACAUUUUGGGUUUUUAUGUCUGUGUUCUGCCUGCAGCAUGACUGGCACACCUGCAAAGCACAGUGAUCAACGCCGUAAAGAGCUUGCAUACUAUGACCGGCGAAUCGCUAAAAUGGCCGUGACAAACCCGCGAGGCGCUCUUCGAGCACUUCGACACCGUAUACUACUUGCUCAUCAAGAACGACUUUUUGGUCGGCUUGAUAUUGUUUCGUAUUUGGAUGCAGCUAGACUCUGCAUUAUUCACGGGGAUUUUAACCGUGCUAAAGUUUUCCUCCAACGAGGCUUGGAAGUUCUCCGAGUAUGUGAAGGUGAAGACUCGCCAAAGUUCAAAAAGCUCAUUCCAUUUGUCGACGACAUUAAAAGUCAUCCCCUUGCUGAGGGUGUUUACGAGAUGCCACUUGUCAUGGACGAAGAGUUUUCUGAUGCUGAAGAUCAACUGUGGGGCUGCGUUCUUGAGGAGGACGAGUAUAGCGAUUGAUCCAAGUGCGGAUCAAGUAUCGGGUGUGCCCGUUAUAAAAUAGGAAUUCUAAUGGAACAUGUUCCAAAUGGCUGUCUGCAUUCGCGUAUAUGCGCAUAGAAAAUUGUACUGUGUAGCAGCACUGUUCUUACCCUUAACAAUAAGAUGCUUCUUC